Jatropha curcas is the source of this 1313-nucleotide messenger RNA. Its product is annotated as heme binding protein. NCBI's taxonomy places the organism in Eukaryota, Viridiplantae, Streptophyta, Magnoliopsida, Malpighiales, Euphorbiaceae. Gene Ontology annotation, molecular function: heme binding. The record is from RefSeq and is a predicted model, not a curated record.
GCGCCAAUAUAUCGCACAAGCUUAAGUCGGCCAGGACAGAAUGCAGCCACUAAACACGCCAAACCAUUUCCGUCUCUGUUCAGCAAGGAAACUUCUUCCCUUACAAUGGUUCGAGCCUUGUUGGUGCUCUUGGUUCUUGGCUCCGUUUUAAUCGGGUGGGCUAGCUCGCACCAGGAGUCGGGUGACUGGAGCUGCGAGUCGGACGAGGAGAUCCGAGUGCAAGCCGAUUUCAGGCCAGGAAUCAUCACUCUCGAUGGCCGCGCCGACGAUUGGAAGGACAUUGAUGGCUUCGAGUUCGCUCUCCUCCCUGCUCUGGACCCGGAUGACGAUAAAGAGUAUAAAAAUGGAAAAAUGACCGUUAAGGCUUUGCACGAUGGCAGAGACGUGUUCUUCUUGUUGCAAGUUGACGGGGAGUAUGCUUACACGAAAGGCAAUAACAAAAAAUGCCCAUCUGUGGCCCUCAUGUUUCCAAUUGGUGAUCAUGCCACCUAUCACAAUAUGGGUGGUUGUAAGGAAGAACCUAGUAGUUGCACCAGCAAAACUUGCAAAGGCCACGAAGUUGACAUUAUGCACUUCUCAAUUGGAAAUGCUAUUCCUGGACGGCUUUAUGGUGGAAAUCCAAUAGACAACAGAGAUGGAAAUGGUGGUGACAGGUUUGGCCAUUUGGUUGAUCUUUAUGCAUGGAAUCCACACUGUAGAUACGUUGAUGGACUUGGUCCUUCAGGAAAUGAUUCUAGUGCACAAAAUGACUGGAAAGGGGCUUGGUGGCACACUACUUUCAGUGAUAAAACAGGUUUUGUAGAGGAAGAAAGCCCUUAUGCUUCAGAUGGUCAAAAAGGCACUUAUUUUUUUGAAUUCUCUAGGACGUUGAGAACCAUGGAUCGUCUCCAGCAGGAUGCUCAGUUCACAAUCAGUGGAUCUAGCAAGAUAGCUGUUGCAUUCUGGUAUCCAGUUGAUGGGAAUCCAUGGUAUGCAUCUGGUCACUAUUCUGUCAACUGCGAGUGGGUACCCUUAGAUUUCUCGCCUGGUGGUUCAACGCUAACCGCUUCAUCACCAGGCAGCUCAGGAGAGACUAUCAGUGUCUUUGCGCUUCUAAUUGCAGUAGUCUCUAUAUGCUUUUCUAUUUUUCUGGGAUAUAAAGUUGCUAGACCCAAUACUGUAAAUUUUACACCCAUGGGGGAGGAUCUUUAGAAUAGUAAGUAGUAUGGAUCUGAGAUUGUACUAUUAAGUGAGACUUGUACUUCUUAGUUUUGUACUUUGGUCACUACCACGUCAUUAUUGAAUACAAAUUUUUAAUUGUUUGUCUGGACUUA